This is a messenger RNA of Penicillium manginii, 993 nucleotides long. RefSeq lists its product as uncharacterized. Lineage: Eukaryota; Fungi; Ascomycota; Eurotiomycetes; Eurotiales; Aspergillaceae. The coding region runs from base 1 to 993 and encodes 330 amino acids. The record is from RefSeq and is a predicted model, not a curated record. The transcript is spliced from 4 exons.
AUGCCUGCCCAAUAUGACACGAACACCACGGCCAGCGAACUAGUCAACGACUACAAAUCUAUCAUCCAAGGCAAAACAAUCUUAAUUACAGGAGCCUCUCCAGGAUCCCUGGGUGGAUAUUACGCUCAAAAUAUCGCAAAUGCCAGCCCCGCUUGCAUCAUCCUUGCCGGCCGAAACAUAACCAAACUCAAGCAAUGUACCGAGGAAAUCCAAGCCGAAAGCCCAAACGUCAACAUCCGCACCCUGAAAUUGGACUUGAGCUCUUUGCAGGGUACGCGUGAUGCAGCUGCCGAGAUAGUAGACAACUGGAAUGACAUUCCUGUCAUCGACGUCCUGGUCAACAAUGCCGGGAUCAUGGCGCCAGACUACGGAGUUUCGGUGGAUGGGUUUGAGUCACAAUUUGCUACGAACCAUCUUGGUCCUUUUAUUUUCACGAAUUUGAUUAUGAAGAAGAUUCUCAAAUCUACGAGUCCGAGGAUUGUGAUGGUUGCUAGUGAUGGGCACCGACUUAGCCCGUUACGUUUUGAUGACUACAACUUCGAUGAGGGAAAAACCUACGAUAAAUGGGUUGCCUAUGGACAGUCUAAAACAGCCAAUAUGCUAAUGGCGUUGUCGUUGGCAAACAAGUUGAGCAUGAAGCAUGGCUUGCUUGCGUUUAGCUUACACCCCGGUGUUAUUCUCACGAACUUGGGCAGUCAUCUUGAUUGGGACGAUGUGGAUGCAAAAGGACUUUGGUCAACUGAUCGGCGACUGGGGAACGCCGAGGGAUGGAAAACAUCCUUUGAUUUCAAGGCACCGGAAAGAGGCGUCGCGACACAUUUCUAUGCUUCUUUCGACCCUCUUAUCAAAUCGCAUAAUGGCGCGUAUCUCAUCGACUCGCACAUCGCAGAUCCCUUGGUAGACACUCUUAAACCAUGGGCAACCAGUGACUUCGAAGCAGAAAGGUUGUGGAGAUUGAGUGAGAAGUUGGUGGGUGAGGAUUUCCCUUACUAG